AUGACUGACUACAGCAAAUGGACCAAAGACGACCUCGUGGGCCGCAUCAAGCAGCUCGAGAAUGAGAUCAAGUCCCAGAACGGCGACCUGCUGCCCACAACCCCAGCAAAACACCAGGACCCGGAGGCAGUCUCACUGCCCGGCGAGCCCGCCAAGAAAAAGGCGAAGAAGAAGGGCAAGGGAAUCGAUCCGGCCAAGUAUUCGAAGCGCUUCGUGGCCCUCAAGCUCGCUUACCUGGGCAAGAACUAUAAUGGCUUCGAGUACCAGCCGACGGGGGCCAUGUCCACCAUCGAGGAAGAGCUGUGGAAGGCACUUGUCAAGGCGUGCCUGAUCUUCCCGGGCCCGGAGCGGCCUAACGAGGUCGACUGGAACUGCUGCGAGUACUCCAAGUGCGGCAGGACGGACCGCGGCGUGAGCGCCUUCGGUCAGGUCGUGGCGCUGCGGGUGAGGAGCAACAAGCCCGUCAAGGGGGCAAGGAGGAAGCCCCAGGCUGCGGCAGCGGGUCGAGCCAGUGGGGGCGACAUUCAAAUGGGCGGAACACCGGCUGCCGAGGAGGCUAAGUUGGAGACGGAGGAGGCAGAUGAAGAGCAGGAUAAUGAGGACGAUGACACGCCGCUGCCGGUCGACCAGGAGAUCCAGUACUGCCGCGUGCUGAACCGCAUCCUGCCACCGGACAUCAAGGUCUACGCCUGGUGCCCGAAUCCUCCCCCGGACUUCUCGGCACGGUUCAGCUGCCGGGAGAGGCAGUACCGCUACUUCUUUACACAACCCGCCUUCGCACCACUGCCAAACUUCCUCGAGGAGCUCAACGAUAGCAACGGCGCCAGCAACAGGGAAACCAACGGCCAGGAGGCACCAUCCUCCUCAAGCAGGCCAAAGGACGGCUGGCUCGACAUCGACGCGAUGCGCAAGGCGGCCAAGAUGUUCGAGGCGUGCACGACUUCCGCAACUUCUGCAAGGUCGACCCCUCGAAGCAGAUCACCAACUUUGUGCGGCUUCCGCGACCCCACCGCGGAGCCCGGGGUGGCGCACCCCAAGGUGUACUACUUCCACGUGCGCGGGUCGGCCUUCCUGUGGCACCAGAUCCGCUGCAUGGUGGCGGUGCUGUUCCUCGUUGGCCAGGGCCUGGAGGACCCCGGGGUGGUGGCGGAGCUGCUCGACCCGGACCGGCACCCGCGGCGGCCCAACUACGUGCUGGCCGACGACAGGCCGCUGGUGCUGUGGGACUGCGUGUUCGGGCGGGAGAACGCCGACGGGGCGGCCGACGGGGUCGACUGGGUCUACGUCGGGGCCGACAACCCGCUGAACCUGCACGGCUCGUGGGGCGUGGCCAACGACCUGUGGGGGCACUGGCGCGAGAAGAAGAUAGACGAGAUCCUGUCCAACAGGCUCCUUGACUGGGUUGGCCAGAAGACGGGCGUGGACCGCGUGCCCGAGGCCGGGAGCCAGGCUCUCCGGAAGGCCACGACGAGCGUGAGGGGCAGUGCGAGGGUCUACGAGGGGGGCAACGGGCCCCGGUUCGUGGGCGCGUACGUUCCUCUGCUGAAGAAGGACAAGCUGCACAGUCCGGACGACCUGAACGACCGCUGGGCGCAGCGCAAGGGAUUCAAGAACGCCGAGGAGAUGAGAGGCGUGGGUAACUGGAGGGAUGCGAUCAAGGAGAUGAAGGGCAGCGCCGAAGACGACGCGGCCAAUGAGUAA
Messenger RNA from Diaporthe citri, 1701 nucleotides. RefSeq lists its product as uncharacterized. Gene Ontology annotation, cellular component: cytoplasm; nucleus. Gene Ontology annotation, molecular function: pseudouridine synthase activity; RNA binding. NCBI's taxonomy places the organism in Eukaryota, Fungi, Ascomycota, Sordariomycetes, Diaporthales, Diaporthaceae. The transcript is spliced from 2 exons. Gene Ontology annotation, biological process: mRNA pseudouridine synthesis; tRNA pseudouridine synthesis. The record is from RefSeq and is a predicted model, not a curated record. Bases 1 to 1701 code for a protein of 566 amino acids.